Acanthaster planci (crown-of-thorns starfish) is the source of this 2181-nucleotide messenger RNA. Its product is annotated as mitochondrial import receptor subunit TOM22 homolog. The record is from RefSeq and is a predicted model, not a curated record. Gene Ontology annotation, cellular component: mitochondrial outer membrane. NCBI's taxonomy places the organism in Eukaryota, Metazoa, Echinodermata, Asteroidea, Valvatida, Acanthasteridae. Gene Ontology annotation, biological process: intracellular protein transport.
GCACGUACGUGCCGGCCAUACCCGGUACCCGGCCCAUGCGCAAAGAUCUUUGCCCAUGUGCAUACUGUGUGUUCCUUUGCCGGGCCUUGGUCUUGUUGGUACAGCAAAGAUAACCAGGACUUGAGUACAGUAGUGGUGGCGGCCUGCUCGUUUACCGGAGGGUUACAAAGUUUGCGAAAACAUUAAUUAAUCAACAUGGCAGAGUCUGGAAAGAGUUCCAAAGCCGUCACAUUCGUAGACGACGAUGACUUUGAAGAUGAAACCCUAGCGGAGAGGCUUUACGGACUGACAGAGAUGUUUCCCGAGAGUGUACGCAAUGGUGCAUCUGCCCUCACAAGUGCAUCGUUGAAGGGCGUCAAGCUGUCCUAUAACUUCAGCCGCAGCGCCCUCUGGAUCUUGAGCACAUCGUUCAUGGUCUUGAUGUUACCAGUCAUCUUCGAGACGGAGAUAGCACAGAUGGAGCAAGCACAACUGCAGAAACAGCGACAGAUUCUACUUGGGCCCAACGCCGCCAUGUCCGGUGCAGGGGGUUUACCAGGAGGGAUGACUCCGCCAAUAGCUGCGAUGCCAAGAUAGAACAUAGUACACUUCACUUUUGUGGACAGUGGUAUCAUUAGUGUGCUGAGGGCACAGAAGUGGACACAACCCGAGAUGCUGUUGGACAGAAUGGCUUUUUUUAUGAAGAUAAGACAGGAAUGAUUUAGAGGGGCUGGGUAGGGGAUUUGUCGUAGGCUAAUUGGAUGUGUGAAAUUUGCGUCAUUGGGUUGCUCAUUCAUUUUUAAUCAUCUGUUGAUCGGUACUUUGGUCUGCUUGAGGAAAAGCUGUAUAUGAUAAAGUUGCCACAGGAGGUCAUGUGCAUGAGGUUGCGUUGACCAACUGGAAAAUGGCCAAACAUUGAUAACAGCUGUACAGCUGGUCAUUUCUGCCUUGAUAUGCACCCAGGCAGUGUGCUUUUGCCGCAGUUUUUGGGACCGAAACGGCUUCUGAUUGAAGAUAUUGCAACUCUCUUUAAGACCCUUGCAUGAGGCCUUGUCGCACCAAGUAUAAAAGGAACAAUCCGUCGUCACUGCUUCUGCCGAAAUAGUCCAGUACGCUUGAUGACUUGUAUGCACCACUGACCCUUAUACAUGCACCACUUGGACUGGGCAAAGAACCCCACUCCAGCCAUCUGAAGACAUUGUAUGGCUUUGGUUACAGCUCACAAAUCAUGCAGAGUGUGAAAGUUUGGAGUGGAUACUACUGAGGAGGGGGCUUUGCUUUUGUUAAAGGUUAAUAACUUUAAUCCCAAAGUGGCCCCUCAUGACCCAAUUGGCACUUUUCGUAUUUGAGACCACCUGCCCUCUUUUUCAGUUGUUACAUCUAUGUAAGGCUACUUGCAUCCAACUCUGUUGUCUAGAGCUUGGUCUAGGUCUUCACUCCACUGGAAAUGCACAGACACAUGCAGACGGUAGACCUAGCCGUAGCUCUGGAGGUCUGUUUUGGGCACGGCCUUAGGUAGUUUAAGAUAUUUCAGAGUUGGGGUAUACCCUUUUGUUGGGUUUGGCCCCACAGGGGAUGUAUUGUUCACUUUUGUAUAGUCACGUUUAGCUCACUGUUUGAAUACAGGUCAUGUACUAAAUGUCUUGUUAGACAAACCUGUUCAAGGUCUACUUAUAAAUUUUCACAAACUACAAUCCAACUGCUCUGUUAAAAUUGUCACGGCAGUUUGAAGCCUUGUAAAGUAGAAAAAGUGUGACACACAAAUUGUUUCGAGAGAUUUUACUUUAAUGAUUCUGCAAAUCAUUCACAUGUAUAACUUUACAUUUUUACAAGGUUAAUUAUUUAAUUUAACAAAGUUGAAACAGCUUGGAACUUUGCAAAAUUUACAUUUUCUAAUUGUUCACUUGGUAAAGUACUUUUCUCUUGGUUGUCACCUGUUACAGCUUGUAAACUUAGUUACAAAUUGUCCUUCGAGUCCUGUGGGAUAUUUUUGUAAUGACAGUUUCCUUGUCAGUUGAUCAAACUCCCAAGGUUACUGAUACACUGUACAAUCCUAAGGGAAAAUUAUCAGAAAGCAGCAGUGUUUGCUAACCUUUCAUGUAAACGCUUAAUUACUUCAACUGCAAAUAAUGAGGAAUUUGGAAAAACUGAGCAAAAUCUCAUUUCAGUAGCCUUUAAAAAUAAAUACAUAUUUCAACUCUG